This is a messenger RNA of Striga hermonthica, 309 nucleotides long. Lineage: Eukaryota; Viridiplantae; Streptophyta; Magnoliopsida; Lamiales; Orobanchaceae. The record is from the annotation of a GenBank genome assembly.
AUGGAAUACUACAUGGAUGAAAAAUGGAAAGUGUCGAAAGACGACAAAAACAAGAUGUCGAGGUCGAAGUCUUCUUCGUCGGGAAAGAACCAUUCGAAUAGUUAUCUCCCGAGAAGCUUCUCGCAGAAAAGCGCUAGCUCCUCCGGCAGCCGGCCAGCGGCUGCCGGAGGAGGCCUUCCCCGGAGCUCCUCUCAGAGGUGCUCCGAGUUCACGCGCAAGUGCAAGGAGCAAAAGGCCAAAUUCUACAUCGUCAAGCGGUGCAUUUCGAUGCUCGUCGGAUGGAAAAAACACGGGGGAUCGGAUUCUUGA